CCGGGGGCCGAGCCGCAAAGAUGUUCCUGCGGCCUCUUCCGGCUGCGGGGCGACUUGCGGGGCAGCGACUGAUCGGGGAGCGUCUCUGGGCUCGGGGCUUGGCCGCUGCAGACAUGACCAAGGGCCUUGUUCUAGGAAUCUAUGCAAAGGAGAAAGAAGACGAUGUACCACAGUUCACCAGUGCGGGAGAGAAUUUUAAUAAGUUGGUGUCUGGAAAGCUGAGGGAGACACUCAGCGUAUCUGGACCACCCCUGAAGGCAGGCAAGACCCGAACCUUCUACGGACUUCAUGAGGACUUUCCCAGCGUGGUAGUGGUUGGCCUGGGGAAGAAGACCGCAGGAGUUGACGAGCUGGAGAACUGGAAUGAAGGCAAAGAGAACAUCCGUGCUGCUGUUGCAGCGGGCUGCAGGCAGGUCCAGGAUCUGGAGCUGACAUCGGUGGAAGUGGAUCCUUGUGGGGACGCCCAAGCAGCCGCUGAAGGAGCUGUGCUUGGCCUCUAUGAGUAUGACGAGCUGAAGCAAAAGAAGAAGACGGUGGUGACCGCUAAGCUCCAUGGAAGUGGCGACCAGGAGGCCUGGGAGAAAGGUGUCCUCUUUGCCAACGGGCAGAACUUGGCACGCCGGCUGAUGGAGACACCAGCCAACGAGAUGACGCCCACCAAGUUUGCCCAGAUAAUUGAGAAGAACCUCAAAAGCGCCAGCAGUAAAACGGAGGUCCACAUCAGGCCCAAGUCUUGGAUCGAGGAACAGGAAAUGGGGUCGUUCUUGAGUGUGGCCAAGGGCUCCGACGAACCUCCCGUCUUCCUGGAAAUUCAUUACAAAGGCAGUGCGGAUGCGAGUGAACCACCCCUGGUGUUCGUGGGCAAAGGAAUCACCUUCGACAGCGGUGGCAUCUCCAUCAAGCCUUCUGCCAACAUGGACCUCAUGAGGGCUGACAUGGGUGGGGCAGCCACCAUCUGCUCGGCCAUCGUGUCCGCUGCCAACCUCAACCUCCCUGUCAACGUUGUUGGCUUGGCCCCUCUCUGUGAAAAUAUGCCCAGUGGUAAGGCCAACAAGCCUGGAGAUGUCGUCAAAGCCAAGAAUGGGAAGACCAUCCAGGUUGACAACACGGACGCCGAGGGGAGGCUCAUUCUAGCAGACGCACUGUGCUAUGCCCAUACCUUCAACCCCAAGGUCAUCGUCAAUGCAGCCACCCUCACAGGUGCCAUGGAUGUAGCACUGGGGUCUGGGGCCACUGGGGUCUUCACCAACUCCUCCUGGCUUUGGAACAAACUGUUCGAGGCCAGCGUGGAGACCGGGGACCGUGUGUGGAGAAUGCCUCUGUUUGACCAUUACACCAGACAGGUGGUCGACUGCCAGCUGGCAGAUCUCAACAACAUUGGGAAAUACAGAUCUGCUGGGGCGUGCACUGCAGCUGCGUUCCUGAAAGAAUUUGUGACUCACUCCAAGUGGGCACAUUUGGACAUCGCAGGUGUGAUGACCAACAAAGAUGAGGUCCCCUACCUUCGGAAAGGCAUGAGCGGAAGACCCACGAGGACCCUCAUCGAAUUCUUGCUUCGGUUCGGUCAGAACAGUUCUUAGUCCCCCUUCUCUCAACACCCUUCCUGGGGUCUUGGCUUCGACAGGUGGACAUCAGAAUAUUUUGAGAUCAAUCAAUGAAAAU
This is a messenger RNA of Suncus etruscus (white-toothed pygmy shrew), 1662 nucleotides long. RefSeq names its product leucine aminopeptidase 3 (gene LAP3). The record is from RefSeq and is a predicted model, not a curated record. Gene Ontology annotation, molecular function: metalloaminopeptidase activity; manganese ion binding. The transcript has 13 exons. The coding region runs from base 21 to 1580 and encodes 519 amino acids. Gene Ontology annotation, biological process: proteolysis. Lineage: Eukaryota; Metazoa; Chordata; Mammalia; Eulipotyphla; Soricidae. Gene Ontology annotation, cellular component: cytoplasm.